CGGCGCCUCCAAAGGAGUCCCGGGCAGACUGCCGCUGGGCCUGGAGGCUCCGUGGUGCUGCGGAGGGAGGCUCAGCUGCGGCCCCGGCCAGAGCCACUCUGCCUGGCACCACCUUUUCUUUCAAGAGCUCAAGCUGAUUCUCCCCCUCCUGGGUCCCCACAACAGCCCUGUGAGUUUCUUACUCCAACAAGGCAUCAUGUCGCUGUCCCAUUUGUACGGCAAAAAUGACGCUGCUGCUGAUGACGAUGUGGAGAUGGAGAAAUUUGAGAUCACCGACUGGGACCUUCAGAAUGAGUUCAAUCCCAACCGGCAGCGCCACUGGCAGACCAAGGAGGAGGCCACCUAUGGCAUGUGGGCUGAGCACGAUUCUGAUGAUGAGAGGCCCAGCUUUGGGGGCAAACGGUCUAAAGAUUACUCGGCGCCUGUUAACUUUAUCAGUGCUGGGCUAAAGAAGCCAGCAGCUGAUGAGAUAACAGAUGAAGAUUCUGAUGAGGAUGAGAAGCCUCUGAAGCAGGAAGAAAUCCCCAAAGAGUUUGUGCCAAAGAAGUUAAAGACAGGUGGCAAUUUCAAACCGAGCCAGAAGGGCUUCAUAGGAGGAACCAAAUCUUUUAUGGACUUUGGUAGCUGGGAGAGGCAUACAAAAGGAAUUGGGCAGAAACUUCUUCAAAAAAUGGGCUAUGUGCCUGGAAGGGGCCUUGGAAAGAAUGCUCAAGGUAUCAUCAACCCUAUUGAAGCUAAGCAGAGGAAAGGCAAGGCAGCCAUAGGGGCGUAUGGCUCUGAGCGAACCACACAGUCCUUGCAGGACUUCCCUGUUGUUGACUCAGACGAAGAGGCAGAGGAGGAGUUCCAGAAGGAGCUCAGCCAGUGGCGGAAGGACCCAGGUGGGGGCAAGAAGAAGCCAAAGUACACCUACAAGACUGUGGAGGAACUGAAAGCCAAAGGCCGGGCUGGGAAGCAACUGUCGGCACCUCAGAAGGAGCUGGCACAAGUGAAGGUGAUUGACAUGACCGGCCGGGAGCAGAAAGUCUAUUACAGCUACAGCCAGAUCAGCCAGAAGCACAACAUCCCUGACGACAACCCCCAGCUGCCUCCACCGCUGGGCAAGGACUCCAAGGCGCAGGCCUUCAGUCUGCCUGAACUGGAGCACAACCUGCAGCUCCUCAUUGACCUGACGGAGCAGGAGAUCAUCCAGAAUGACCGGCAGCUGCAGUACGAGAGGGACAUGGUGGUCAACCUGACCCAUGAGAUCGACAAGAUGGCGGAGGUCCUGGAGCGGGAGGAGGCAGACACGCGCAACCUCAGCGAGGUCCUGGAGCUGGUGGAGGAGUGUGAGAGGCGGAUGCAGCCCAACUGCAAGGACCCCCUGACCCUGCCUGAGUGCGCCAGGAUCUUUGAGACCCUCCAGGACAAAUACUACGAAGAGUACCGGAUGUCCGACCGCGUGGACCUGGCUGUGGCCAUUGUCUUCCCUCUCGUCAAGGACUACUUCAAAAACUGGGACCCUCUGAAGGAUCACAUGUAUGGCACUGAUAUCCUAGCCAAGUGGAAGAGCUUGCUGGAAAACGACCAGUUGCUGUCGCACGGUGGGCAGGACCUUGCCUCGGAUGCUUUUCACAGGUUGAUGUGGGAGACUUGGAUGCCGUACGUGCGGAACGUGGUAGCACAGUGGCAGCCCCGGAACUGCAUCCCGAUGGUGGACUUCCUUGACAGCUGGGGGCACAUCAUUCCUGUUUGGAUACUAGACAACAUUCUGGACCAGCUGAUCUGCCCCAAGUUGCAGAAAGAGGUGGAAAGCUGGAAUCCCCUGACGGACACGGUCCCCAUCCACUCGUGGAUCCACCCCUGGCUGCCCUUAAUGCACACCCGGCUCGAACCACUCUACUCGCCCAUCCGCAACAAGCUGUCCAACGCCCUCCAGAAAUGGCACCCCAGCGACUCCUCGGCCAAGCUGAUCCUGCAGCCCUGGAAGGAGGUCUUCACCCCGGGGUCCUGGGAGGCCUUCAUGAUCAAGAACAUUGUGCCCAAGCUGGGCUUGUGUCUGAACGAGCUGAUGAUCAACCCCCACCAGCAGCACAUGGACUCCUUCUUCUGGGUGAUGGACUGGGAAGGGAUGAUCUCUGUCUCUAGCCUUGUGGGGAUCCUGGAGAAGCACUUCUUCCCCAAGUGGUUGCAGGUGUUGUGCUCCUGGCUCAGCAACAACCCCAAUUACGAAGAGAUCACCAAGUGGUACCUGGGCUGGAAGUCGAUGUUCUCCGACCAGGUGCUGGCCCAUCCCUCCAUCAAGGAAAAAUUCAACGAGGCUCUGGACAUCAUGAACAGAGCGGUCUCUUCCAGUGUCGGUGGCUACAUGCAGCCUGGGGCCCGCGAGAACAUUGCCUACCUCACACACACAGAGCGCCGGAAGGACUUCCAGUAUGAGGCGAUGCAGGAGCGCCGGGAGGCUGAGAACAUGGCGCAGCGCGGGAUCGGCAUGGCCGCAGGCUCUGUGCCCAUGAAUUUCAAGGACCUCAUCCAGACCAAGGCGGAGGAGCACAACAUCGUCUUCAUGCCAGUCAUUGGAAAACGGCAUGAAGGGAAGCAGCUCUACACUUUUGGCCGCAUCGUCAUCUACAUUGACCGGGGUGUGGUCUUUGUGCAGGGGGAGAAGACCUGGGUCCCCACCUCCCUGCAGAGCCUCAUCGACAUGGCAAAGUGAGGACAAGGUGCUGGGACUCAUGGGGCACAGCACUGCCUUGCAGGCUGCCUUGCCUCAUUCACUGGGGACCGGGAGGUGCAGGAAGGCAGUCCCUGAGCGGGAGCUGCCCCAGUGCGUGUGGGUUGAGAGCUAUGCUGAAACUCUCCUGCCAGGCUGCGGAAAGACCAGUGCAAACCAAGUGCAUCUAAUGUUGUGAGGUGUCUAGCCCCCUGUAUCUAGGGCUGGGGGCCAAGUACCAUAACCACUAAAUCUGAUUGGAAGCACCUCCACCCUUUGCUCAGCCUUAGUCCACCUGAGCUUCCAAUCAGUGCAUCUAGAAAAUGCUGACGCCCUGAAUAAAAAUGUCAACUUUUUUUUUUUGAGCUCUGUUUUGAGAUGCAGCAGCUAGAGUGAGACAGUAGUUCCAAGUGUGAGAUCACAGCACUGUUGGUGCAGUUUGACCUGGCAGGAGUCAGGGCUUGCUCACAAUGUUGAACAGGGAGGAGGUAACUGGCAAUAAGAAAUGACCACAAAAGUUCAAUGUGUGUUGCUUUUAAUUAAAAACAUUAUUAGAAAUA
Podarcis muralis (Common wall lizard) is the source of this 3252-nucleotide messenger RNA. The record is from RefSeq and is a predicted model, not a curated record. NCBI's taxonomy places the organism in Eukaryota, Metazoa, Chordata, Lepidosauria, Squamata, Lacertidae.